Messenger RNA from Trypanosoma rangeli, 552 nucleotides. Its product is annotated as ribosome biogenesis protein. The record is from RefSeq and is a predicted model, not a curated record. NCBI's taxonomy places the organism in Eukaryota, Euglenozoa, Kinetoplastea, Trypanosomatida, Trypanosomatidae. Gene Ontology annotation, molecular function: rRNA binding. Gene Ontology annotation, cellular component: nucleolus. The transcript has a single exon. Bases 1 to 552 code for a protein of 183 amino acids. Gene Ontology annotation, biological process: ribosomal large subunit assembly; rRNA processing.
AUGACGAGGGCAACGAAACGUCAGCGGUUGGAGGACAAUGAAACCGCGAAAGAGGAGGUAAACAGUUUGCCGGCGACCGGAGGCGAGAAGGAAGAGUCCAUGGUAGGAAAGAUGCAGCUAAAACGUGCGACGACGGACAAGCGAAUGACAAAUCGACAGAAAUGUCUGGUUCUGGGCUCACGCAACAUAUCCGGUAAGAAUCGUCAUUUGCUCAAUGACAUUCGUGGCCUGAUGCCGCACGCGCGAGAACAUUCCAAGAUUGCUCAGACGCAAAAACUUGGGGAUGAUUUGGUUGAGCUCUGCUCGCUGCAUCAAUGUAAUAGUUCCCUUUUAAUUGAGGCUCAUCGACAUGAUAUUAGUUACAUGUGGAUUACCCAGGCCCCACACGGCCCUAGUGUAAAGCUGCAAUUAACGAAUGUGCACACCGCCGAUGAACUUCGUAUGGCUGGAAAUUGUUUGAAGUACAGUCGUCCUCUCAUCCACUUUGACCGGGAAUUCGAGACACAGCCUCACCUAGCGGGUGGUAAAGUCGCUACUUCAGAUGACGUUUAA